GGCACUGGUCGGGCGCGUAUAAAGUCAGUCGGGCUAGCCCAGUAUCGCGGCACGGUGAUACCCGGUGACACACAUCCAUGUCAGGUCGUGGUAGACGCACGGAGAACGGGAUCGAAGGUCGACAAAAAUUAUCCCGUAUACUCGUGUGCACGCGAGGGAGUGCUCGAACGAAAUUAAUCUUGUGACUGUCGUGAUAAUCGUGCCGAUCGGGACGCUCGUAAAUAAAACAGUACACGGUGCUCCUAAGGAGGGUAAAGAAUACAAUUAAUCAUUACUGCGUUCCGUGAAAACCGCGAGGCCGCCCCCGCUUGUUGACAUUACUCGGGCGAACCGACGGACGAAUCGGGUCAGCGUCGCGUCUAAGUAGUCGUAAUCCGCGACGGCUCAGACAUUUCAUCUUGUCCUUGAUGCGAGGAAGAUAGAACGGGCAUUUGUGACGUAAAAUUAAUUGGAUCGGGACCGCGAACAGAGUAAUGAGCUGCGGUCGUGCACGACCGCUGAACCCGCGCGCGGCGGGUGACGGCUAGAGUUUCUGCGAUUACAGGUGAAAGGGCUGGCUGGCUGGCUGGAAAAGUGGGUUACGCCGGAGAUCCCCCACGAGUCACGUCAACGUCCACCCUCCCCGGUUAAUUAUCCCGGCUGCUAAUUAUUUCCGCCGUGUUACGAGCCGGGGAAAACGGCAGCGGGCGUAAACGGUGAGCCGGGGCGCGAAAUCGGCGGCUGUUUUGCACGCGUUCGUCAAGGUGCCGGACAAAUUGUCGGAGGUCCUGGGCGUGCUGGAGUUAUGCGGUGGAGGCGGCGGAGGCGGCGGUAGCGGGGCUGCGGGUGCCGCCGAGGACAGGACCAUGUCGGGGAACGCGCCGAGCGGUAGCGCGGCCAUUAAAAUCGGCGCGGUGACGGGGGUGGCGAUAAUCAAGAGCAGAUGGGCCCAAAGGGGCACGAGGUCGCCUCUACCUUCCGUCGCUAAUACCGAUAGUGCCGACAGUACGACUUCGACCAGUUCGGAGGAAUUUAACGUCGCAAAGGAGCAACACGCGGUACAACCGUCGGUAACCGAACCAGGCCUGCCCCAUCAAAGUCGCAGUUGUCCGGGCGGUCGAACGUUGGCGAGGAACUCGUCCGUCAGCUCGCAGAGCUCGGUCGAGGGUGCGUCCUGCUCUUCGAACCAUCGGGGAUCGUCGCCGCAGAUCAGAGCGUUCGGCCCGGACGGACGGCAUCAGCCCCGACACGAUCCUCUACACACCGCAUCUUCGUACCCACCCAGCAGAAGCUCGAGAUCUCCGUCACCGGCUCGCGCGGCGUCCUUGGAUGCACGCUGUGCAAGUCCUGCCAGUUACACGAGCAGCCUGCAUAGUGGAAAUGCGUCACCUUCACAGACCUCUUUGUCGUCCGUGGCAACGGGUGUAAGUUCCACUUGCGGGUGUUCGCCAAUGAAUGCCGUUCAAAGUACUUCCAGACAGACCAGUCGUUGCUUAUCGCCCCUUCUCAUCCCACCGCCACGUGCUUCCAUAAGCAGCGAGGGUGGCCCCAUACCGCCCGCUUCUCCGCUUGGUUCUUUACAACCGGAUCUUUAUCAGAGACGUGACGGCCCUGUCUUUCUCAGCGCUCGCAGGACGGGGAAGCAUCUGGGCAGGCUUCAUCUGCGCCUGAGGUACGACUUCGACAAAUCAGAUUUGGACGUGCACCUGAUCGAGGCGCACGAUCUCGCGGGCAGCGAUCAGGGCGGCUUCAACGAUCCCUACGUGAGGCUUACCCUCAGCCCGGAAGUGGACAGCAGGAAAAGGCAAACGCAGAUCCACCGGAACGACCCGAAUCCGUUUUUCGAUCAGCACUUCAAGUUUCCCGUCAGCUACGAAGAGCUGCAGGAGAAGACUCUAGUUUUGCAGGUAUUCGAUUACGAUCGUUUCUCGAGGAACGAUGUGGUGGGCUCGGUGAGAGUGGCCAUGGACAGCCUCGAAUUGGUCUCUUCCACUUCCUCGGUAGAAGUCUGGGGUGAAAUAACGAGGGAGCGCAAACCACCGGAGGAGAUUCAAGAGGUGCUGGUCUCAUUGUCUUACUUGCCGAGUGCCGAGAGGCUCACGGUUCUCAUGAUGAAAGCUAGAAAUCUGUUUCCCCAGCAGGACAAGGAGACACUGGAUCCGUUCGCGAAAGUCAGUCUUCUCUGUGGAGAAAGAAGAGUAAAGAAAAAGAAGAAAACAGCUGUCAGGAGGGCUACGACAAAUCCCGUUUGGAACGAAGCAAUGUCGUUUAAUAUACCUGCCUCAUUACUCGCGUCGUCGGCUAUAGAGAUAUGCGUGCUGGAUUCGAGCAGCGAGCUGAUCGGCGGAAACGCCAUCGUCGGAUCCUGCAUCAUUGGACCGGCUACAGGUGCCGACAGCGGUAACAGUCAGGGACGAGAGCACUGGCUUCAAAUGACGCAGUCUCCGAGGAAGCAAAUUGCCGAGUGGCACACGCUACACUAGUUCGAUCGUUAUUACGAUCUAGCCGUUGGAUUGCCCGAAUAUAAUUUUCGCGUCCUCGAUCGAAGGAAAUACAAUCUGUCGUCAUUGUUACGUCAUAAUAACGAAUAGUCAAAUGACCAUAUACGAAACGUAUAGCGGUAUUAUAUAUAAAUGUAAAAAAAAGAUGACGUAUAUCUCCCCUCCCCCCACUGUCUCAACAAAAAGACAAAAAAAAAAAAAAAAAUCCAAAAUGAUUCAUUAAGGAACCGUUCAUCUUCUGCACUUUUAUAAUAGAUAUAUUGAUCCGUAAUGAUUUCGUUGCAUCGAAUGUCGAUGCGCGAGGAAAGGGAGAAAAAAGUAAGAGAUGAAAAACCGAUUAAUAUUCUUCGUAUAUAUCUAUGCACUCCAUAUAUUUAUAUCUCUAAUAGGUAUAUACUAUGCACUUGUACUUUUGUUCAUUGCACAAACUCUAUGCGCGCGAUCCAAUUGUGCAUUUCUUAAUUUUUGAAUACCCGAACGAUUUAGAGACGUAUUUUUAAAAUAUCUUAAUAUAUUUUAAAAUAUCUAUUAAUGCGUUACUAUGAAUGCAUAACUUCUUCGAAGUUACAAUAAAAGGAGACGUGGUCCCCCUAAGCUGUGAAGCAAAAGCAGAGACAGGUCUCGCGUUUCGCUUAACAGAUCAAUAAUUAAACGUACAAACUAAUACUUUAAGAUAAGACACUGACUUGAGAAAAUAAUUACCAAGUCCGAGUACGCUGAUCGAAUCAUCUUUGCUAAGAAGCUACUUUCUCUCAGGUUUAUCCCGUAUUUCUCUUAUAAUUACGCUUCUUCUUCUUCCUCCUCUUCUCUUCGAGAAAAAAAAAAGGAAAUUACGUACAUUGGAAGCCUAAAUCUGUCAAAUGUGGCCUAGAAGAGUAUUUAAAAUACGCCGUGUCUAUAGCUUGCUGGCUGAUCGAAAAGGCCUAAUAUCCCUGCGAACGAGCAUGCUAAUCGCGACAACGUAUUGAUUGUCGUUAUCGCUGUGUAUUUUGUCGAGUGUGUAAUUCAUAUGCUAAACAAAUUUAAAACAAAUAAUGUUUGUGUGAAGAAAGUAAAAAGAUCCAGACAUUUUUCGUUUUUAGUAUCAAAUACAAUUUAAAAAUAACAGGCAAUAAAACGUUUUUUUUUUACAAUGUCUCUACAAGUAUAUACGCACAUACUUGCUUUCGUUUACCGAAAAUUAAGUUUGAUUUUUCCACGAAUCAAAUAUUAUGAAACGCGAAAACGUAUCCGAUCAAAACUAUAUCAUAUCGAUAAUUUAUGCUUUCGAAUCUGCUUUUCUUGAUUUUAAAUGUCGAAAAAAAUAA
Molecule: messenger RNA, 3787 nt
Organism: Monomorium pharaonis (pharaoh ant)
Lineage: Eukaryota; Metazoa; Arthropoda; Insecta; Hymenoptera; Formicidae
Gene: Sytbeta
Product: synaptotagmin-5
Exons: 10
Coding region: 846-2462 (538 amino acids)
Biological process (GO): regulation of dopamine secretion; calcium-ion regulated exocytosis; cellular response to calcium ion
Cellular component (GO): membrane
Molecular function (GO): calcium ion binding; syntaxin binding; calcium-dependent phospholipid binding
Source: RefSeq, a predicted model, not a curated record